This is a messenger RNA of Sinocyclocheilus rhinocerous, 2183 nucleotides long. RefSeq names its product rho GTPase-activating protein 22-like. The transcript has 10 exons. Gene Ontology annotation, cellular component: focal adhesion. Gene Ontology annotation, molecular function: GTPase activator activity. Gene Ontology annotation, biological process: signal transduction; activation of GTPase activity. Bases 130 to 2124 code for a protein of 664 amino acids. The record is from RefSeq and is a predicted model, not a curated record. NCBI's taxonomy places the organism in Eukaryota, Metazoa, Chordata, Actinopteri, Cypriniformes, Cyprinidae.
AUGAGAUCAGCGAGCUAGCGGAGGAGAGAGGAGAGAGCGAGGAACGGAGGAGAGGAGCAGGAGGGAGAAUGUACCGAGAGAAGAUCUGAGGAGGAGGAAUAUGAAGAGCGGAGGAAGCGCAGCCCAUCGAUGGCAGCCAUGCUGAGUCCAAAGAUCAGGCAGACCAGGAGAGCCAGGUCCAAGAGCAUGGUGAUGGGAGAGGCAUCACGUGGCUCACCGAGUCUCCAAGAGGGAGUGCUAAAAGCCGGCUGGCUGAAGAAGCAGAGGAGCAUCAUGAAGAACUGGCAGCUGCGCUGGUUUGUGUUGCGUGCUGACCACCUCUACUUCUACAAGGAUGAAGAGGAGACCAAACCACAGGGCUGCAUCUCACUGAAGGGCAGCCAAGUGAAUGAACUGACAGCCAACCCAGAAGAACCCGGCCGACAGCUUUUUGAGAUUGUGCCAGCGGGUGAGAAAGACAAGGCUGCGAUGAGCCAUGAGUCCUUUCUACUCAUGGCCAACUCCCAGAGUGACAUGGACGACUGGGUGAAGGCCAUCAGACGCGUCAUUUGGGCUCCGUUUGGAGGAGGCAUAUUUGGCCAGCGUUUGGAGGACACUGUACAAUACGAAAGGAAGUUUGGUCCUCGUCUCGCCCCUCUCUUAGUGGAGCAGUGUGUGGAUUUCAUCAGGGAGCAGGGUCUUGAUGAAGAAGGCUUGUUCCGGAUGCCAGGACAAGCCAACCUCGUGAAGGAGCUUCAGGAGGCCUUUGACUGUGGAGAUAAACCUCAGUUUGACAGUAACACUGAUGUCCACACUGUGGCUUCCCUGCUGAAGCUGUAUCUCAGGGAGCUCCCCGAACCCGUCGUUCCCUUCUGCAAGUAUGAGGACUUUCUCAAUUGUGCUCAGCUCCUGGCCAAAGAUGAGGAGGAGGGGAUACAAGAAUUAGGGAAGCUAGUGACGACCCUUCCAGCUGCCAAUUACAACCUUUUGAAAUAUAUAUGCAAAUUUCUGGAUGAGGUGCAGUCUCACGCACAUGAAAAUAAAAUGGGUGUGCAAAACCUGGCCACCGUGUUUGGACCAAAUAUCCUCCGUCCCAAAUUGGAGGAUCCAGUAGCUAUUAUGGAAGGCACCUCCCUUGUUCAGCAUCUCAUGACGCUGCUCAUCAGCAAACACGAGCGCCUGUACACUGAAAAAGACUCAGAAACAUCUCAGAACCAGACGGAGCUCAAGGACCAAAGCCAGCAACUUCAGCAGUCCAACCUGGUGGACUGGAUCUCUGAGGAGGAUCUCCACACCUGCCCGUCUGCGGACGCCGCUUUGGCCUCCAAGCCCUCGCCUCAGGGAAAGGGAGAGACAGCCGUCAGCCCUAGUAAGCAGGCCAAGACGCUUCCAGGAUGGAAGUACACCUUCAAAGGCUCCUCGGCCAAAGGAGCCUCCGCGGUGGACGGUGGGAACUGGUUAAUGAACGGUCUGUCCUCACUGAGGGUACACUGCCGAACCUCGUCUGGCGAACGCUCCAGGGACUCGGGCUCCUCUCAGAGACUGUCUACUUACGACAACGUCAUGUCUUCAUCGAGUCUGGGCAGCGUGCUGAGUAUGGACAGCACGCCGUGGUCCACCUCAUCCUGUGAGAUCUCCGUCACAGACUCUGGAGGCGAGCCGCUGGGGACAGAAGACAGGCCGAGCGCUCCGGAGGAACGGAGUGAGGAGGAAGCCAAGCCCGGCGAACACGAGGAGGACGCUGAGGAGAAGCGCGCGAGCGGUUUGUUUUGCGGUGACAAUGGGAGCGUCGCACCAGUCAUUAGAGUCGUGGAUGAAGACGGAGAUGCAGACGAAAGUCCUUCGUCUCUGGUCAGCGUCGUGGCAAAACUGAAAGAAGAGCUGAGGAAGCAGAAACAGACUUAUGAAUCUAGAAUUAAAAAGCUGGAAGAGUCGAGUUCAGCCCUGUGUGCACAGAUGGAGAGACUUGAGCAAGAGAUGGAACAGGAGAGAAAAAGAAAACGAAUGCUUGAGAUCAAACUGAGAAACUCUGAACGGGCCCGUGAGGACGCAGAAAACCGCAAUCGCCUCCUUGAGAAGGAAAUGGAAGACUUCUUCUCCACGCUGGGGGAUCUGGCUCUUGGAAGCCGGACCAGUGACAUUUAAUGCUAAAAAAUAAACACACCCAAAGACAUGAGGACCAGAGACAAUUGUCCUCCAUAAAU